This is a messenger RNA of Enterobius vermicularis (human pinworm), 651 nucleotides long. NCBI's taxonomy places the organism in Eukaryota, Metazoa, Nematoda, Chromadorea, Rhabditida, Oxyuridae. The record is from the annotation of a GenBank genome assembly.
AUGAGGAAUUCAUAUUAUCAAAUCAUUCUGUGGUUCUUGAGUUGGCUACCAAUCUCUGUUGGAAAAUUUUCUGAAGUCCCGAAAUAUCGGUUCAAAAAAAACCAAGCUCGAUUCAAUAUUGAAGAGGCUCAAGAAGUGCUAUUAUGGGUGGAACAGGUUACGGGAAUCCAAUUUGAAGUUGAUCCAGGAGCUAUGCAAAAUGCACAGGACGUUGUUAAUGCUCUGAAAGAUGGAGUACAGUUGUGCGCGCUGAUGAACUGCUUAAAAGACAAACCAGUCGCUUUUAAUAGAAGACCAAAAAUGCCUUUCCACAAGAUGGAAAAUAUCAGUAUCUUCCUUGACGAAGCUAAAGCUUUUGGAGUGCCGGAAAUCUCGUGCUUCCAAACAGUAGAUCUAUACGAAAACAAACAGUGUUACAAAGUGAUUGAGUGCUUGCGAGCCUUGGCCACAGUGGCGAAGUCAAAAAACGCUGCUGUACCAUUCCCCUCUUGGGUUGUAAAAUUAUCACAAAGUCGGCCUAGAGUGUUCCCAGAAUCCGUAAUACGACGAGGUGAAACUGUCAUUCCCCUUCAGUAUGGGACAAACAAGUGCGCUUCACAGAAGGGUAUGACACCAUAUGGACUCACUAGGCAAAUCAAACCAGAAAACUGA